Messenger RNA from Tigriopus californicus, 2006 nucleotides. It is a transcript of the gene Atac1, whose product is annotated as ZZ-type zinc finger-containing protein 3-like. The record is from RefSeq and is a predicted model, not a curated record. The transcript has a single exon. Bases 526 to 1932 code for a protein of 468 amino acids. NCBI's taxonomy places the organism in Eukaryota, Metazoa, Arthropoda, Copepoda, Harpacticoida, Harpacticidae. Gene Ontology annotation, molecular function: zinc ion binding.
CUCGGAAAGUCCAUUUGACAUUCCCAGCGGCCUGAGCCAUGCCCGAGCUGUUCACGGAGGCAGAUCAACAAUCAGCGCCGAACCCGCUGAACCCGCUGAACCCGCUGAACCCAAAGGUGUCUGUCUCCCUCGCCAUAAUACAUUCUGGCUAGUUAGUUGCGGGCGCUCUGGCUAAACACCAAGGAUCGAGCGAACCACUCUUGCAUGACCUCAGGCGCGAUCUUCAUCGAUCAUCGAUCAUCCAGGCCGAGCCAAGAACGCCCAUGGGCUCGUGCUAGUGCGCUCAUCGCCCCCCCAUUGCUCUGCCUUGGGCCCCUGUCACUCUGAAUUGGGUCCACCCCGGUCCCCCGGUCUGGCCUCUUCCCCGCAGCCAUAACCACGGCUUUAUCCGCACAAUCCCUGACCGACCCACCCACCGAUUGGAAUAUCGAUGGAUGGCGACACAGUUUGAUAGAAAAGUAGAUACUGGGGAGAGCGUCCAUUCGUGGGUAACGGACCCGCCUAGCUGGCUAGCGGGCUCACGUCAUGGACGAGUCCGAAUCCGAGUCCGGACCAGGACUGCGUCCGACCGAGCGCUCCCCUGCCGCCAUUCUGGCUUGUUCAUACACCCCGUCCGGCCUUGACCCGCCCGCCGGACCCGCCGGACCCGCCGGACCCGCCGGACUCCAUUCGGAUCCACCGGAGUUCACCUUUGAGACGGAUCACGAGGCGCUCCGCGGGAAUCCCGACUAUCGAGCCUUGUUGCAAACCUUGAGCCGGCUCCAAUCGCAAAAGCAGCAAGCCGUCCUGGACAUUGACGCGCUCUUGACGGCCCGUGAUCAAGCCCUGGCCGCGCCCCUGGCCUUAGUCGAGCGGCUCCAAUCGGGUCAGGGGCUGCAUUUACCCGGGGCGCAAGUCCUAGCCCGCCUGCCCGAUAUCGAUUGGGAAAAAUACCAAGUCAGCGAGCCGGCCCUCAAGAAACCCGAGACGCGGCCCAGCAAAAGCGAACGCGGCGCCAGUGGUCCGGCCGCCGAACGAGGCACGCCGCCCGGCCUAGUGGUGCGGGGUCGCGUCUUCGAGGACCACAAACCUCGCACAUUUAACCAACCGUGGACGGCCGAAGAGCAACGCCGCUUGGAAGAACUGCUCCACCAGUAUCCGUCCGAAGACGUGGAAAUGGAACGUUGGAAGAAGAUCGCGCAAGCCCUAGGCAAUCGCACGGCCAUUCAAGUCCAAAGCCGGACACAGAAAUACUUCCAGAAACUCCAAAAAGCCGGUCUGCCCAUCCCAGGCAAGGGCGGUCAACCUCGCUAUCGUUAUGUGGGCAAAUCCCGCUCGGGACGAAAGAAAUUCAAUCUCAUCCAACAAAAGAACUCGACCUUCUUCCCCAAUUUGGCGCCUAGUGUCAAAAUGAAUGAAGACGAGGACGAAGACGACGGACCGGCUUACUUGCCGCCCCCGGCCGACCCCCUUCCCGGUGAGCGCGAUUGGACCCCACCCGGAACGCCCGCCGGACCAAUCGGCGCGGCCGCUCAACCGGCCAUUCGAAACGACUUGUACUACCUCGAAGACGAAGACGUGUCGGAUGAGGAGGGCCUGUCGGCGGCCAUUCGGAACUCGUCCGCCUAUCAGGAGUUAUUGUGGCUCAAGCGCAUACGUCGUGAAAAAGAACUGGAACAACAGAACGGCCAGCCCUGGGUUCACCUGGGAUUCCGAUGUGAUGGCUGCGACAUUGAGCCCAUUGUGGGGGCCCGAUUCCAGUGUGCUCAAUGUGUUCGUCCCGAUACGGUGGAUUUCUGCUCGGAAUGCGCGCCCAAGGGGUUGGAAGUGGGCAAACACACACGGGAUCACCCGCUCAAGCCCGUGCGGAAGAAGUUCAAAAAGUCCUUUGUGGAUAAGGAGUACAGCUCGACGGCCGCCAAGAAUUAUUUGGACCCCAAUUUCUCGCAUUAAACAGCGCUUCACAUGUUCCCCGACAGCCUUGUAUUCAAAUGUUCAAACUCUGUUAUUUUUUUCACUCUUUUAGA